Anthostomella pinea is the source of this 2532-nucleotide messenger RNA. The record is from the annotation of a GenBank genome assembly. Lineage: Eukaryota; Fungi; Ascomycota; Sordariomycetes; Xylariales; Xylariaceae.
AUGCGCCCCCCAAUGCGUUCGAGUAUCGCCUGCACCAGAUGCAGAAAGUCCAAGAUAAAAUGUGAGAACGAUGGUGGAAAGCACGCCUGCGACAGCUGCAUCAAGACGGGCAAGGAGUGUUUCUACAAGAUACCAGAUCCGGUGCCUCCAAAGAGGUCGGAACCACCUGCCGCGGUCAAGCAAGAACGGGACGGCGGGUCAGACAGGAAGAAACUCAAGAAGAUCGACGACAUAUCCAAGGUCGACAACCAGAGAGCAACGGCCUACGCCGAAGAAGUCCUUGCUGCUCCAUUCUUGACCGAGGAUAUGUGGGAGCAGGUCUUCGAUCUGUACAAACUGCAUUUUGGUCCCGAGCUUUCCUUCUUGCAUCUACCGACCAUGAAGGAGAAGCUAGGUCGGAAGUUCCGCACCUCUGAAUCAGAGAAUGGUACCGAGAGCAACCUGGUGCUAUUAGGUGUUCUGACCCUCACUGCACGCUUUCAUCCCGAGUUGGUCAAAUACCUCGCUCACAUCUGCAACAACCAGCCGGGAAACGCCAGGACUCGGCCCAUUCAAACGCAACUCGAUCCUGCCGCGGCGUCGGAAUACUACGCUGACAUCCUGGCCAUGGCCCUCGGUCCAGUCCGGACGGCCAUGGGAAUCGCUUCUGUGGAGAGAGUGGCAGCGUUGUUGAUGCUAGGGCUCUACGAGUGGAGCCAGACCCGUCCCAAGACUGGAGGCUUGACAGCUUGGAUGUACAUUGGUGCUGCUAUUCGAAUGGCUCAGUUCUUAGGCCUUGGGUUUGGGGAUGCGCCCGGAGUAGACGAGUCGAGAUAUCAGAUUGCCAACCAACAUCAGCGAAGCUCUGGGCACCAGUCACAGAUGGCGCUGCAGAAGGAAAUCAAGAGGAGAAUAAUGUUCAGCUGCUUCAUCCUCGAUCGGAUGCUUGCUUGUGGCAGACACCGUGUGACGAUCAUCCAUGCCGAUGAUCUCCAGAUCCAGCUGCCUUGCUCGGAAGACAAAUUUGACCUGGCCAUGGAGGUGCAAACUGGCUUCCUAACAAAACCAGGACGAUUUGGGACUGACGACAGCGUACUUGGCCGGUUUAUCCGGCUGGUGGACAUUUGGGGCGAUAUUUCCAAGUUUAGUUCAAGGGGCGGUCGCCUGACCGAGGACACCGACAAUGAGUACCGGAUACCCCCUUGGGACCAAGGCUCAAGGUUCUACCAGCUAGACAAGCGGCUGCAAGCUUUUGACUCGGACCUACCAGGAACGUUCACCUUCUCGAGGUCCAACUACUUCAAGCAUGAAAAUCACCAGGCGUCGAGUGCGUACGUUUUGCUACACAUGCUCAGAUGCGUAUGCUUGAUAAUGUUGCAUCGGGAAUACGUACCCUUCAUACCGAUCCGCUGCAAAGGUCCCGAAGGACCGCUGGACGAACCUACUUUUGAGAGGGACGAGUUUUCUAACAGUUUCUGGAGAGCCAGCGCGGAACAACUCUUCAAAGCAGCGAGAGGAAUCGUGGACUUGAUUAAGAUCUGUCAGCGGAAGGACAAACUACCGCAGUCCACCAUCGUCCUCUUUGCUAUAUGGAACGCAGCAUUUGUAGGACUGUACGGCUUCCACUUUCCUCAGAUGGAUACCGAGCGGCACAUGUUGAGUUUUGACGACGAGACACAUCCUGAUGGACACACAGGCGUCUUUGAACAUGGACCAACCGGUUUGACCUUCGAAACUCUGCAGAAAAUGUCGAACUGGCUGAAAAUGGCAUCCGCCUACGUCGACCUGCUCGAACACAUGGACAAGUACUUCGUGGGCAUCAAACAGGACUACUACAAAUACAAGGAACUGAACAUGCUGAGCGAGAAGAGAAGUUUACGGGUGCGGGAGGGUGGCACGGGCGGUGGGCUUGAAGAGUACCAUCGCUUUGCGCCAGCUCUCAAAGGCUUUGGGCCGCCGAUCGGGCAUUCUCAACCGGACGAAACAGACCACGCCGACAGCUCGGAGCGGUCGCGGACAGGCGAGGUGGAGCGCCCGUCGUCGCGCGACGCGGAGACGAUGAACGCGGCGGCAUUGAGCUCGGCGUCUAGGUCUGCACCGCCAGGAUCAUUCACAGCCAUCAACCAUUCCCAAGGUAUGCCGACGGCGGAUUCGCCUCGUCCCUUUAGUCGGGCUGCGUCCAUAGCGGGACCGCCUGCUGAAACAUAUGCAGACUCCUGGCGAUAUCACAGUAGCACGCCACAGCAACAACAGCAGCAACAGCAGCACUCUCCUUCCCAGGCUUACCCGACGCCGAGCUCCAUGCUCGACCCGGCUACGAUAGCAGCUCAAGCUCAUGAUCGGACCACGAUGCAAGACGAGAGCGACAAGUUUUAUUUAGACCUCAAGAAGGCCGAGCCGUCACGUUUUGGGAUCAUGACAGGGGACCUUGGCCUCUUUUCAACUGGCGAGUCUCAGCUUUCGGUGUCUGAGAUGCCGUUCGGAGACGCGGCUUACAUGCCGGCUAUGGGCGACUCUGCAUACCAGUAUCUGCAGCAGGCCAGCGAGUACUGA